This is a messenger RNA of Osmia lignaria (orchard mason bee), 2325 nucleotides long. RefSeq lists its product as uncharacterized. Gene Ontology annotation, cellular component: plasma membrane. Gene Ontology annotation, biological process: engulfment of apoptotic cell; phosphatidylserine exposure on apoptotic cell surface; apoptotic process involved in development. The record is from RefSeq and is a predicted model, not a curated record. NCBI's taxonomy places the organism in Eukaryota, Metazoa, Arthropoda, Insecta, Hymenoptera, Megachilidae.
CUCCCACCCGUGUUUUUUACUUCAUUUGUAUUUAACGCACUUGUCUGAAGCAUUCGCCACUGAGGCAGCGUCCAUAUCGGAAGACGCUUUAUCACUGACAAGCAAAAUGGAAUCUUAUCGAAUUAUCAAUUUCAUUUCAAACGCUGACUAAUCAUUCGAAUACAUACGUACUUAUUCUUUCUUCAUUGAAUUUGGUUUAUAUCUGAUUCUUGAUAUCGUGUAUUAAAUAGAACGUGAUAAGGAUAAUUUAUCCUUACCAUUUUUGGAUCAUUUGUGUCAACAGUUUUGCAUUUUAUUCGUGAUUUAUCUGAUAAAAAGUAAUUCUUCAUACAGUAAUUUAGAAUAAUAUGAUCCAGUGAUAAAGAAUUCUUUUAAAAAAUUAUUUAAUUUUCUUGUGAAUGAAAGGACGAUUAGUUUUCAACACUGUUUAGGCAAUUACAAGAUAAUUUCAGGAUAUUUUAGACAGUAUUAUUACUGAAAAAAAUAAAAGAAAGAAAAAUGAAAAGAUAGACAAAAUUUGUCUAGUCUCAAAAGAUGGCAAACAAUUUAGAUUCAGUUUGUGAAAAAAAAUCAACUCGUUUUUUGCAAAUUCCUUUGAAAUCAACUGAACAGAUUUAUCUGGUUUUCUUGAUCCCAACAUUAAUCUCUUGUAUGAUAUAUAUAAUUCAUUUCUCUGCUGACUUAGUAGUUGCCGAGCAACAUUUUAGAGAAAAUAAUCCAGUAUGGGGAUGUUGUACUAUUGGUUUCAUAUAUGCACCUGCAAUUGCAUACUUUAUGUUAACUGUUUCAAGACCAGAUUGGUGGAUGACAGAUGAUGAUAAAUUGACAAAGGGCAUAUUUGGUUGGUUUUGCCUUCAAUUUUGCCAGCUGAUUGGCUUUGUUUUCUUUUGUCUUUACAGGUAUGCAGGUCUCAUGGUACUAUGUAUAGAUGCUAUUAUUUUAACAGGGACAGAGAGAACAAAGACUCUAAACCUAGCAGCUGCUCCUGCAGCUAUAGAAUUAUAUUUUUUUUUACAAGCAUGGUUUCAGGCUGCUCCUCAAGCUAUUUUUCAAAUACAUUUGCUUUUUCGUGAAGGAUCUUUCCACCAAAGUCAUCAAUCAGUUGUUGUAAAGGUGAUUUCUAUUCUUAUGUCUGUUGUGAUACUUGCUGUUCAAACUACCUCUUUUCAAAGAUUUGAAAGUCAACGUAUUAAUGGUAGAAAAUUACCAUGGGCAAUGUGGUUAAAAAAAUAUUGUGUUCAGGAAAUUUGUGACCUUGAAGAAAAGACUCCUCUAAAAUCAUGCAAUGUAAAAGAAGAAACUACUGUGCAUGUAAAUGAAGCAAUACAAGAUUCUGAAAAUCAAAAUGAAUCUAUAAAAAUUGAAAAUGAAGAAAAAGAACAAUCAGGUUCUCACGUUCCUUUAGAUCGUCAAGUGUCUGUAACACCUCCUUUACCACCAAAAAAUGUACAAAUUAUACCACCUCCGACUCCUUUACGUGGAAUUACUACAGUUGCACCUUUGCUUGUACCAGAUGUACCAGCUCCACCAAGACCAGACUCUAUUUGUACAGUUACAGAACAUCAGGAAUCCGAAACAUUUAUUAAAUCAUUGUCUGGUACAGAAAUCAAUGAAAAAGAUAGCACACAAAAUUUAAGAGUUCCGCAACGAAGAUAUUCGAAAAAAGGUUUAGAAGAAGAUGAUCCUGUUGGCAAAUUUUUAUGCUUUCUAUGGUGGUUCUUUUUCAUUCUAGCUCGUAUACUCGCUAUUGCUGUAUUUAAUGAAUUUUAUCCAUUAUACUUAGCCAUUGUUCUUGGUGUACAUUAUAUUGUAAUGUUGAUAUAUCUCUUUUAUUAUGUAAAAUAUUAUGACAUUAUUACCUUUUUCGUUAAUUUGUGGUUGGGAUUAGUUUAUAUAAUUAGUUUAAUUGAAUAUAGAAUCAAAUUUAAAUAUGCAGACAAAUGGGUAUUGCCAUAUUAUAUCUUUGUAUUAGUACAAAACACGUGUCUGACAUUAACUUGGUAUUUCAAUGCAGAUUGGGAUGGAUUUUGGUAUACUUAUAUAUUUUACGUAAUUUUCGGAAGUAUGUCGCUAUGUGUUUCAUCAACCAUUAUUUAUUGUACUUUAUUAAAACCAAAGAAACAUAGGGUAUAUACCAGUUGACAAACGCAUAAAAUUUUUUCGUGGUAAUAAGUUCAUUGAGUUGUGAUUAUAAAAAUGCUUUAAUCUGUUUCUAUAUCAUGUAUUGAUACUAUUUUUUUGCAUAUUUAUGUGAAUUGUUUUCAUUAUCAUGUUAUAUAGAAAGUAAAAGUAGAUAUAACAGAGAAAUAUUACAUGGUAAUAAGA